AUGAUGGCUCGUAAUCUCUCUUCGGACGAGAUAAAGAAAAUAUGUGCGAAUUUAGUGUAUCAAGUGGCAUACGCUUUUUACGACACUUCUUAUAUAGUCAUAUUGAAAAUGAUGGUUCAUGAUAACGUAACGACAGAAGCCGAGUUGGCGAAUAAAAUAGGAUUAACCGGUCCUGAAAUUAGAAAAUAUCUGGGUACUUUACAUAUGCACAGAUUGAUUAGACGUCAAGUGAAUAAAGAGAAGAUAGCAAUACCAGAAUGGAAGUUGAAGCAACUUGCCGCUCAACCUGAUAGACGACCACCAAGUACUGUACUAAAAUCAGGUCAACCUAAACCUGGUGCGAUAGAUAAAGAUGGGAAACCUCUGAUUAUAGAGAGAGAAAGAACUAGAGAUGUUCAUUAUUGGUAUCUUGAUUAUAGAGAAUUCGCGAAUGUGGUUAAAUAUAGAUUGGCUAUGAUGAGGAAAAAUAUCGACGAUAAGAUUAAACAGGAAGUAGGCCAUCGAGGCUAUAUAUGUCCUGUGGAUGGUCGUACAUAUGAUCCAUUAGAUCUAUCAAGCACGUUUGAUCCAUUUACCAAUACAUUCAAAUGUGAAGAUUGUUCAUCCGAAUUGAUAGAACAUGAUCCAUCAACUUCUUUAGAUGGUAAAACGACAACAGCGCAGGACGCUAUGCAGAGAUUCAAUAUCGCUACCGCACCCAUUAGAGAAGCGUUGAAAGCCGUUGAAAGUCAGACUGUACCAAGUCUGAACAUAAUAGUUUGGAUAGCUCAAAACGUUAAGACUACAGUCAAAAACCCAGCUGAUGGCGACAGCCAAAAUGACGAUGAGAUGGAUAAGAAAUUCGAAGUUGUUAUUGGUAAUGAUCAGGGUGAUGAAGAGAAAGAGAAAUUAGCACAACAACAGAGAGAACAAAACGCAUUACCACAUUGGUACACUCAUUCUACCGUGACAGGACAAGCGACGACAUUAGGCAUAGCAGAUCAAAAACGUAAGAAAAUAUUAGAAGAUAGAGCGAGAGGAUUGAAGGGCGAGAAAGAAUUCGAGGAUGAAAGUUUGAAAGCCCACUAUGAGAUCUUAGGAGACGAUGAUGGUGAUGGUAAUGGUGAGGAUGGUGAAGAUGGUUUUGAAGAGAUUGAACAAGUCAAUCCAGUUACAAAGAUGGAUACUGUUGUUAACGUGGACCGGGAUCAAGAUGAGGAAGGAGAAGAAGUUUUAUUAGAGGAUGUCACACCUGUUCGAGUCGAUACACCAACUCAAGGAGGUACGAUGGUCACCGUCAAUGGAGUACCAAAACGUAUAGAAGAUGUUACAGAUGACGAUCACGACGUCAUGACCACAGACGAGUACGAGGCUUAUGCUCAAGCCAUGUAUGGUUGA
Kwoniella shivajii is the source of this 1377-nucleotide messenger RNA. RefSeq lists its product as uncharacterized. Gene Ontology annotation, cellular component: transcription factor TFIIE complex. Gene Ontology annotation, biological process: transcription initiation at RNA polymerase II promoter; transcription open complex formation at RNA polymerase II promoter. Bases 1 to 1377 code for a protein of 458 amino acids. The record is from RefSeq and is a predicted model, not a curated record. NCBI's taxonomy places the organism in Eukaryota, Fungi, Basidiomycota, Tremellomycetes, Tremellales, Cryptococcaceae. The transcript is spliced from 7 exons.